AUGCAUUUCGACAAGGGUGACGGCAAGGGGCCAACCCUCCAAGACGAGGAGAACUACUGGCAGACUUUACGUCUGUCCCAGGAGCUCGAAGAUGAGCAGCUUGAUCGGAUGUUCAUGGCAAAAGCCGGCGAAGCUCGCCAUCGCCUGGAUAUCCUGAACCAGGAAAAGCGGGAGCUCGAGAUGCGUGCCCUUGAAAACCACAAAGCCAUUGCCAGGGAGCAUGCUCUCCUAGAGGAUCUUACUUACAGCAUCCAUGAAGAGAGACAGAAUGUCCGCAUGGUACGCGAAGCAAGGAUUCAACAGAUGCAGGCUUACUUCAGCGCUCAUCGACGCAGAGAAAAUGACGAGCGCGCUAGGAUAGCGACUGCUGCCCUCGGUGCCUCGCGGUGCGAUCCUGAAAGCACCGACCGGUCGCAGACUAGUGACAUCGCCAAUGGAGCUGAGCCCAAUGGUGUAAGCACGAACGGAGAGCAAAACGGCAAGAUACCUACGCCGCCACCAAUUCCCAGCAUUCCAGAAAAGGCGCCAGUGACCAUUAUUACCGAUGCCGCGGGCCAAGCUCUGGGACCUGUUCACCGCAUCGCAGUGGGAGGCAACGCCGCCUUACUUCUCGAUAGAGCCCCUAAGAGGGUCGUACAGUUGCGCCGGGGCGUACACUUUGGCCAGCAUGAGUUGAUAAGACUCCACGAGGACAAAGACCUAUGGAUUGCAGCUAUGAUACAAGCUACUGGUGAAUUUCAUCCGCCGCCACGACAUUGCAGCCUGUGUGCCCAAGGAGACGGCCCCUUUGCGAACUGCGUUGUCGCCGAAGGGUUUGGGACUUGCGGAAAUUGCUAUUGGGAGAAGAAAAGGUGCGUGGGCAUAUCACUCGAAGAGCGGCCACCGCCCAUGCCUCACCAUGCCAAAUUGUUGAGCCAAGAUGAUGGUUACACAAACGGCACGGCUACUCCCAUGUCAUUUAGUCGACCAGUUUCUCGGGACAAAAGCACGGUGGGAUCGACGGUCACCGAUGAGACAGCGGAAGAGGACCACACACCGAUUACUCAGGCCAAUCUACUUCUCAAGCAUGACGGCAACGUCUACACCCACCCAGAGUGCAUGCAAGGCGUCCCUGUUGAGAAGAUUGAUCCCAACCACCCUUACUGGGACCCUUCUUGGCCAGAGAUAGCGCCAAUGGUUGAGCUUACUUUGGAGAGCUGGCGAGCGAAGCUGGACACUGCGCUCCGAAACGGACAAACGGGCAUGAAGUUCCAGCUCGGCCGGCAGGUUAACCGGGGUGAACUCAUAAUGAAGUUUUUGAAGGAAGGAAACUUCAACCCUUAUCAGCUGAUAUCUAAGAAGUAUAUUACACAGAGGUUGGUAUCCUACGAUACUGUCUUCCGCCUAGCAGACACGUUGAAGAACUUGGAGGGUUUCAAAACGCUCGACAUCACCCCACUCGAGUGGCUUCGCCAGCGCCUGCACGAGCUCAUUAUUGAAAGCGGACCCGAAUUCAAUUUGGCCAAGAUUAUUCACGACUUCUACCAUGACCGCAAAUAUGUCGACCUACGACAUGCCAAUGGUAAGAAGAGCAUCGGUAGGCCAUCAGGCAUCAAGAUGACGCCCAAGGACUCGCCAAACUCGUCCAAGAUGACGCCGAACGCGAAAAAACGAAAGCUUUUCGUCAGCGAGGAAUUUCCUGGUAUGCAGCAGCAGCAACGGCCCCUCGCACCGACGCCUUCGCCCCAAAUUCAGACCCAUCUUCAGCAAGAAGACACGGAUGCUAGUGCCCCAUCAACACCUGACCUUGCGAAGGCUGCGAAGAGGCUCAAAGAACGAUCUCACAGCAAGUCUAUGGAUACGGAUCUCAGCUACGAUGGAUACACCGACGUCGACGACUACAGCAGAGACUCAAUCGGUAAACAUGACUGGGCCCUACAUCGGAUCAAGUCGCGACUGAACACAGUGGGCACGGGCGUGACUCAGUACUGGCAUUGGAUUCCAGACGACGGUGAACAGGUGUUUGAGCAUCAGGUUCUUGCAGAGGGUGAUAAUUUCACCUGGGGCAUCUACGCUAAGCCGAUUAACUUUCAUCUGGAAUUGGAUCAUAUCGAAGAGAUGAGGUGGGCCGCCGACACGGAAAAGAUUAUUGUGGUCUGUAAACCAGGCGUUGUACCGUCACCAGACGGUAAGCCGAGAGGAGACAUUCUUGCGGAAUUCAAGCGGUCAAGGACCAAACGGCGGUUUUUGGUUUUCUGCCGCAAGAAGGGCAUCGAAGUGGUCAAGACGGAGGCGAAUCUCAUUGAGAAGGCUUGGGAUGAGUAUGAAUCGCCUGACGUUCCGGCCAUGGCAGAGUCGGAGAUUGCUUGA
This is a messenger RNA of Colletotrichum truncatum, 2349 nucleotides long. RefSeq lists its product as uncharacterized. Lineage: Eukaryota; Fungi; Ascomycota; Sordariomycetes; Glomerellales; Glomerellaceae. The record is from RefSeq and is a predicted model, not a curated record.